Molecule: messenger RNA, 2097 nt
Organism: Lathyrus sativus (Indian pea)
Lineage: Eukaryota; Viridiplantae; Streptophyta; Magnoliopsida; Fabales; Fabaceae
Source: the annotation of a GenBank genome assembly
AUGCAAGGUCAAAGGAGGACUAUUGGGUCCUUCCCAGCAAUUGUUAGCAAGAUGCCAGGUCCUAGUUCUAACGGCACUGAUAUGAAUCAUCAGUCUUCCUUGAAUCACGUGCAAAACUCAGUAGAUUUUCGACUGUCAGAUUAUAGGGGGUCUUCUGGUGAGACUGCGUGUUUACGUGGUAGUGCUCCUAAUGUGAGUUUUAAUGGCUGGAAUACCGGUGAACACAGUUCUGGACUGAAUCUUAGCAACCAAGUCAAUGAUGAUGCUCUAAUAUCAGAAUAUAGAUUGUCUUCUUCAUGUAGUGCUAUUGCCGAGGAUGGUCAAAGACCUGAAGAAAGGCAAUUACUUGGGAACCAAUCCAGAAUUCAUCCUUCCUUUUUGCAAGGUUCCAGCUCUAAUCAUACAGCUCAGAAUAUUAGUCUCGGUAUGGGGCACAUUGGCAACUCUUCUGAUCGCGGAAAAGGAAAAGAAACUGGUAGUGGUGUUAAUAACAACAAUCCAUGUGGAUUAGAUAGAGAGAAGGCAUCACUUGGCAGCUCUUCAUUCAAUCAUACAGGAGCUUCGUCUGCAAGCUCUGCAUACAUGGCUUGGGGAGAUAGCGGUAGUUCAAGUUCUUCUUUAGCUAAUUGGGGUCCUUCCUGCAAGAGAAAGACCCUUGAAGGUAGUUCUAUGCAACUAUGUACUGGAGGAAGUUCAAGUUCUCUUGUACAAUCUGAAAAUGGUUACUGGCCUACUGAUUCUGUUGAUCUUAAUGUUCCUGGAAGCUUAGGUGAUCUGUCACCUUUAGAUGAUUUUCGUGUUACUAGUCCUCCAUUUCAGCAGAAUACAAGAAAUGAAGUGAGGCAAGAAGCAUCAAAUAUGUUUCCAUCAAUGAUAGGUGCAGCAGAAAAUGUGGAAAGGCCUCUAAGAAACUUUGAUAGGAGAAUAACCCAUUUACAGCAUCCGGAAUCUGUACCUCUCAAUUUAACAUCAACAGGGAGUGCUAGACAUCAUAAUUAUCCUUCUCCACAUCAAACACCUGGCUCUCUCUCAUUUAGCGAGUCCUUGGAUUUGAGGUUAACAGCUGGAGUAACAGCUGCUAAUUCUGCUGUGCCACAAACCCAGUCACCUUCACUGCACAUGCAUCCUUUUCCGUGGAAUAGAGCUGCUAAUCAUAGAGUGGCCAGAUCAUCAAGUUCUUAUAACUCGGGAGAAAGAGCAGUACGCGAAGAUUUUAACUUAAGAAUCUUCCCAAGAGAUAGUACUGAGCAUCCCAUGAAUGUGCCUGCAUCUUCAGGACAUGAACCUGCAGGUUGGUAUACAUCCUCGAAUAAUGUGAACAGUGCCGGGGGUAUACCUCCUCCCUCCUGGAUUGGAUCUAGUUCAAAUGUCCACUCAUUACCUAAUCCCAGCUGGACUUUUAACCAUGAAGUCCCAACAGAAAAUCUACAGAGAGUUUCAGAGUUCAAUCCUUGGUCCCUUUUCCCAUCAAUCAGCUCAGCAUCUGGUGCUCACAAUGGCCAUUCCCCCUCUACUUCCAGCCCUCUUUCUUUUUCUCAGGGUUCUAGCAGCAGUCAACCAUAUCCAAGGGCAUCAUAUUUGAUGGAAAGAAGGGGGGAUGUACUCCCUGCUCCUCAUUCACUGCGAACAUUACCCGCCGACAAUGAGGGGAGACGCCGGCUCAUAUCUGAGAUUCGCCAAGUCUUGAUUGCAAUGCGGAGGGGUGAGAGCUUACGAGCUGAGGAUUAUAUGCUUUUUGACCCUUUCCUAUAUCAUGGCAUGGCUGAAAUGCACGACAGACACAGAGAAAUGCGCCUUGAUGUUGAUAACAUGUCAUACGAGGAAUUGUUGGCACUGGGGGAGCGUAUAGGAGAUGUAAGCACUGGACUGAACGAAGAUAUAAUUCAUAAGCUGAUGAAACAGCGAUUUUUCACGUCCCUGAUGACAGAGUCUUCUUCUGAUCUUGAACCUUGCUGUAUCUGUCAGGAGGAAUACACCGAUGGACAGAAAAUUGGUUCGCUAGAUUGUGGGCAUGAGUUCCACACUAACUGCAUCAAGCAGUGGCUAAUGCAGAAGAAUAUGUGCCCAAUUUGCAAAACAACAGCCUUGGCCACGUGA